AUGAAACUUCCACCGCCGAAUUUGUCCUUCUUUAUUCCCUCGGUUUAUGAUGGCCGCAAGCUAGAAUGCCGCAUUUUCCUACCACCGGCGCUCCAAAAUAUACAAUCAGUAACAACUUGGCCAAUCCGUGGAGCUAUUGUCGCCCAUCCAUAUGCACCUUUGGGAGGCUGUUACGAUGACCCAGUUGUAAAUUUCAUCAGCAGCGAGUUUUUCCGCGCUAAUUAUGUCGUUGGCACUUUCAACUUUCGUGGAGCGGGCGACUCUGAAGGACGAACAAGCUGGACAUCAAAGCCUGAACUGGGAGACUAUGUGUCGUUCUAUGGGUUUAUGUUGCAGUAUUUGCAUUACGUGAAGCUCGCACUGGCCUCGACAAACCAACUAGCCUCAGAGCCUCAAGGCAACCAAGACGGCAGCUUAGAAGAUCAAAGUCCAGGAUUUACGCGAACAGCUGAAGAUGCAAGCAUCCGUCUCAUCCUAGGCGGAUAUUCGUAUGGAUCCUUGAUCGCAUCACACCUUCCAACCCUGGAGGUCAUGCUCGACCUUUUCCAGAGCACAACACGAUCGGAAAAUCCAAGCCCAAUAUCCGAGAUAAGAAACAUAGCAAAACAACUAUCAACUUCAUCCCUAGGGCACCUCCAACUGAGCCCGACCGGAGAACCAGACCUACGUACAUUGACAACCAUCUCCUACCUCUUAGUAUCCCCACUCCUACCUCCAGUCAGCAACCUUCUCACAAUCUUCACGAGCUUAUCACUCAAAGUGCAAGGGCAAUCCCAAAGCAAGACCCUCCCAUGUCCUAAUCCAGCAGACCAGCUGAGCAUGCACCGAAGCCUAGCGCUUGCCGGGGAUCAGGACAGCUUUGUCUCCGCUACAAAGCUGGAGAGAUGGUCAGACGAGAUCGCGCACAUGCCAGGCAGUCAGUUCCAGUUUCGGAUGAUUGAUGGCGCGGACCACUUUUGGCGUGAGAAUGAGAGGGCAAGACUUGUGCUGAGGGUGUGGCUCUUUGAGAGAUGA
Molecule: messenger RNA, 1014 nt
Organism: Penicillium soppii
Lineage: Eukaryota; Fungi; Ascomycota; Eurotiomycetes; Eurotiales; Aspergillaceae
Exons: 2
Coding region: 1-1014 (337 amino acids)
Source: RefSeq, a predicted model, not a curated record